AUGAAAAUCAUGGAGCAAGAAGGAGAAGUUUCUGAAGAAUGGAAAGAAAUUAAGUUUUUGAAUGAAGAAGAGGAAACUGAGGUUUAUGAGAGUGGAGUAGAGGCUGAAGAAGAAGACGACGAUGAGGAUGAGGAUGACGACGACGACGAUGAUGACGACGAUGAGGAUGAUGAUGAUGAUGAGGAUGAGGUGCAGGUAUUACACUCUACUGGUGGGCUAGCGGUGCAGUCUGUGGACGACGAUGACGAGGAGGAUGAAGAUGGAGAGGAGGAAGGUGAGGGCGGUGACGACGAUGACGAUGACGACGACGACGACGAGGAUGAAGAGGAGGAUGGUGAAGACGAGGAGGAUAUGGGCACUGAGUAUCUCGUCCGGCCAUUAGGUGGUGCUGAAGACGAGGAAGAUGCCAGUGAUUUUGAACCAGUGGAGAAUGGUGAUGAUGAAGACAUUGAUGAGGAGGACGAUGAAGAUGAUGCUGAGCCUGCAGGAAAGAUUGAGGCCCCACCAAAGCGGAAGCGAUCGGAUAAAGACGACUCGGAUGAUGAUGGUGGUGGUGGGGAGGAUGAUGAGAGACCAUCCAAGCGAUAG
This is a messenger RNA of Dovyalis caffra, 588 nucleotides long. NCBI's taxonomy places the organism in Eukaryota, Viridiplantae, Streptophyta, Magnoliopsida, Malpighiales, Salicaceae. The record is from the annotation of a GenBank genome assembly.